Messenger RNA from Pogona vitticeps (central bearded dragon), 2232 nucleotides. It is a transcript of the gene TOLLIP, whose product is annotated as toll interacting protein. Gene Ontology annotation, molecular function: ubiquitin conjugating enzyme binding; ubiquitin binding. Gene Ontology annotation, biological process: ubiquitin-dependent protein catabolic process. NCBI's taxonomy places the organism in Eukaryota, Metazoa, Chordata, Lepidosauria, Squamata, Agamidae. Gene Ontology annotation, cellular component: cytoplasm. The record is from RefSeq and is a predicted model, not a curated record.
CAACCGGUCGCGAACCCGGUGAAGAGAUUGUUAUGAGCGAAGAGUGAUUACUUUUCUUGGGCGUAAUGACGUCAAUAACGGCAAAAGAACCGAAUCCUUUAAAAAAGGUCCAACCCUGUUGGCCUCCUAGUCUCUUCUUCUUAUUUGGUCCAGUCCCUGUGACAACCCACAGAGCAGUAUUUGCCCAUACAGGUGUGUAACAUAGACACCCCCCUCUUUCUCGCUCUAAAAGGACGACGGUGAGACGUGAAAGGCCGCGAUACCUCACCAGCGGGGCCCUCUAAUUUGGCGCAUGCGCGUGGCUACAUAGCGGUUCGCGCGGCGGCCGCAGAGAAGGGGUUCUGCGGCGCACGCGCAGUGGCAAAUAGCGGUGACCCACGGAGGGGCGUGGCUAGACGGUAAGGCAAGGGGAAUCAGCUGACCCCGCAGCGUUGGACCCAGGAAGGUUCAGAGGCGGAAGGAGGGCGACGCCGACCGACCAGCCCGAGGGAGGUGCCAUGGCGACCACAGUUAGCACUCAGCGAGGCCCGGUUUAUAUUGGUGAACUUCCUCAGGAUUUUCUUCGCAUCACCCCAACACAGCAACAACAGCAAAUCCAACUGGAUGCUCAAGCAGCUCAACAGUUGCAGUACGGAGGAGCAAUGGGUACUGUUGGGAGACUGAGCAUCACUGUAGUACAGGCAAAAUUGGCAAAGAACUAUGGUAUGACACGCAUGGAUCCAUAUUGCAGAAUACGACUUGGUUAUGCUGUCUACGAAACGCCUACAGCUCACAAUGGAGCCAAAAAUCCCAGAUGGAACAAAGUUAUUCAGUGUACUGUUCCCCCUGGGGUGGAUUCUUUCUAUCUCGAAAUAUUUGAUGAGCGAGCCUUUUCAAUGGAUGACCGCAUUGCUUGGACACACAUUACAAUUCCAGAAUCAUUGAAGCAAGGAAAAGUAGAAGAUGAGUGGUAUAGCCUGAGUGGAAGGCAGGGAGAUGACAAAGAAGGAAUGAUUAAUCUGGUCAUGUCAUAUACGUCCUUACCAGCUGCCAUGAUGAUGCAACCCCAGCCCGUGGUCCUGAUGCCCACUGUAUAUCAGCAAGGAGUUGGAUAUGUGCCUAUAACAGGGCUUGAGUACUUUGCUCUGGGAAUGCCUGCUGUAUGCAACCCAGGCAUGGUGCCCGUGGCAAUCCCACCUCCUGCAAUCAACCCUCAACAUGUCUGUAAUGAAGAGGAUCUAAAAUCUCUCCAAGAUAUGUUCCCCAACAUGGACAGAGAAGUAAUCCGUUCAGUUCUAGAAGCCCAGAGGGGGAACAAGGAUGCUGCUAUUAAUUCCUUGCUUCAAAUUGCAGAAGAAUCUUAGAUCCUUGUGCAUGUUCCUCAUCUUCACUGUUACCCAUACUUUUGUUUUGCCAAGCCAGGGACUUAGAGGAAAAACAUCUUGAGAAAGCAUCCUGGUUGAGAGAUUGUGUUUCUUUUUUUAUGGUGGUGGCUGGGAAACUUCCACAUUUGUUGUUAAGAUCCAUAAUAACCUCAGAUAUUUUUAUGAAUAUCAGUUCUGCUAUGUGUGGCUGUAUUUCUGUUAGAGAGGUGGAGUUGGAAAUAUUUAUCUUGGUCCCCCACAACCUAUCUCUGUUUUUGCAGAACAAAGUACCCACAAUCAUCUAUACCUAAUUUUCAACACUAUGCAUUAUGGAGAUAAAAGUGGAUUUGGGGGUGGGGAGAUAUGAGGUGGGAUUGUUCCACUGAGUGCUUUUACAAAAAGUACAGUAUUUCUUUCCCAACAUAUGAUCCUUCUCUGUGAAAUGCAGGAAGUUAUCACACUGUACAUUUGAGCUUUAGUUGAACAUUGCAACAAUUUAUGAUACUUAAUCUAGAAGACAGGUUUUCUAGGAUCUUUGCCAUCAUUAGAAUGAAAGAUUCCUUUUCACAGCCUAUUAAUUGGGCACCAGUGGAAUACAUUUGUGUGAUUUAUGUUAAUUAAGAGUCUGUUGCUCUCACCAGACAUGUUGCUAUGCUUCUGAAAUUUUCAAUCUCUUGUUUCUCAGGACAUAGGUGUGUGUGCUAGAGGUUGCCUGUCAUCUGAGCAGGUAGAUGGGCCCUUCAGCCUGCCACUCAGAGUAAGGUGCUGCCUCACUUAGACCAUGAGCUGCUAGAGCAACAGGGUUGUUCCAAAAUAGGCUUUUCUGCUUCCUUGCACUGUUACUGCUUCUGUAUCUGUGAGGUAAUUUUAAAGAAUGAAACGUUGGAAA